UCUCUCUCUGUUUCCUCUCCGACUAAAAAAAAUUGAACUUGCAUUUCCCCCUGUUUUUUAAGAAAGAGAAGAAAAAAAAAAUGCAGAGCCUGUGAAGCUAGCGACAGGUUUUCUAAUCUAAGUUGCUUCCUUCUUCGUGUAAAAUUGAAGACAGAGUGAGCAUUAUUUCAAGUCUCUGGAGUUCACAGCUUGUUAUCUGUAAGGAUAAGGAGAUUUAUGAUCUGAGAAUUGGAAGGGGAGAGAGUUAAAGCAGUUUUUGCGUACCAUCUCCAAAUUAAGUAAGGAUUUUUAUUUUUGUUGGUGUUUAACCAUGGGAAACAAUGAAGAGGGAAAGUCUUCUGCGUCUGAUAAAUCUUCUCCUGCCCCGCAAGAUCAGACCAGCAUUCAUGUGUAUCCUGAUUGGGCAGCUAUUCAGGCAUAUUAUGGAUCCCGAGUGGCUCUCCCGCCAUAUUACAACUCGGGUGUGGCGUCUGGCCAUGCCCCCCAUCCUUAUAUGUGGGGCCCGCCGCAGCCUAUGAUGGCUACUUAUGGGGCACCAUAUGCAGCAAUCUAUUCACAUGGAGGAGUGUAUGCACAUCCGGCUGUUCCGAUUGGAUCCCAUCCGCAUGGUCCUGGGGUUCUGUCAUCUCCUGCCGCUCAUACCCCUUUGAGUGCAGAAACACCUACAAAAUCUUCAGGAAAUACUGAUCAGGGUUUAAUGAAGAAGUUGAAAGGGUUUGAUGGGCUUGCAAUGUCAAUAGGCAAUGGUGAUGCUGAGAGUGCAGAGGGUGGGAGUAGGCUACCUCAGAGCAUGGAGACAGAAGGUUCCAGUGAUGGAAGUGAUGGGAAUACAGCUAGGGGCAAGAAAAGGAGCCGUGAGGGAACACCAACUGUUGAUCAUCAUACCACAGGUGGAGAUACAAAAACAGAGACACAUUGUAGCCCUCUUCUUGGAGAGGUGAAUCCAUCCACUGACAAGGUUUUGGGUGCAGUUGUUGAUCCUGGUAUGACCAAAGCAUUGGAGCUCAGAAACCCUCCUAGUGUGAAUGUUGCUAAGACAAAUCCUGCAACUAUUCCUCAACCUGGUGCCAUGCUGCCUUCUGAAGCCUGGUCACCGAAUGACCGGGAGCUGAAACGAGAGAGGAGGAAGCAAUCGAACAGAGAAUCUGCUAGAAGGUCAAGAUUAAGGAAGCAGGCCGAGGCUGAAGAACUCGCACACAAAGUAGAAACUUUGACUACAGUGAACAUGGCACUUAAAUCGGAAAUAGAUCAGUUUACAGAGAAAUCGCAGAAACUAAGGCUUGAAAAUGCAGCAUUAACGGAGAAACUCAAGAAUGCGCAACUAGGACCCACGCAAGAAAUGAUUUUAAACAACAUUGAUGAGCAGCGAAACUCCAACUCUGGUGCCAAGCUACAUCAACUCUUGGAUGCAAGCCCCAGAGCUGAUGCUGUGGCUGCUGGUUGACGAAAGUAGCUUGCUUGCAGUCCCUCAUCUUAUAUUUCAAAGCAACCAUUUAGUUUUGGCAUAAUUACAAGCCCAAAAUUACGGUUAAUAGUUUAGCUGUUGAUAGAAUAUCUAAAUAGGAUUGGCGCCGAUCCUCGAGACUCUUAAUUUUAACAUGUUAAGGUAGCUCUCUCAUGGCAGAACUGAUGCGUUUUAUCAAUAUUCAGUGCUGGGAUGGCCAUUGAAAGGUAAUGUACAUUGAAGAGAUUUAGAAACUCAUUCAGGGAAGGUUUGGGUACUAGUGGUUUAUAAAUAUUUCUGUUUGUGAAAUUUUAUCAAAUAGUGACGUGGACACUUUGAUAUGAGCUUGAGACGAUCGUGCUUCUAUACAAGACAUGCUCUUGCUAUUAUUAUCUCAUUUACAUCAUGAAUUAUGACU
Messenger RNA from Populus euphratica (Euphrates poplar), 1862 nucleotides. RefSeq names its product common plant regulatory factor 1-like. NCBI's taxonomy places the organism in Eukaryota, Viridiplantae, Streptophyta, Magnoliopsida, Malpighiales, Salicaceae. Gene Ontology annotation, molecular function: DNA-binding transcription factor activity; sequence-specific DNA binding. Gene Ontology annotation, biological process: regulation of DNA-templated transcription. The record is from RefSeq and is a predicted model, not a curated record. Gene Ontology annotation, cellular component: nucleus. The transcript has 13 exons. The coding region runs from base 311 to 1444 and encodes 377 amino acids.